AUGACACAUAAUAUUAUAGUUUUGCCAAUUGAACAAUUAGAAAAUUUUUCAGAGGAUGCUAUUGCAGAUUUAACAUAUGUAGUGAAUGAAGGGUAUAGAAAACAAAUUGUGAAAUAUGGUAUUGUUGUGAAUCCACGUAUUCAUGACAAUGAUUCCUUUUUCACUGAUUUAUCAUUAAAACCAAAGACAUGUCUAGUAUAUAUUAUGAUUAAAGAUGUUCAAGAUGUUGGUGGUCCAUUGAGAAUCAUUGACACCGAAGAGAAUGCUGAUUUUAUAUUAUAUGAAAUCAAUGAAACGUACAUUAAAGAUUAUAGAUUUCAUAUGGAAAAUGUUAUGGCUACAAUUGCCUAUAGGCCAUUUCCCUAUGAAGUAAAUGCGCAAGCAUAUGAAGUGACAGCAUUUUGUUCAUUCACUAAACGUGGUGGUAUAUAUAUCUUUCAAGGUACAAAACCUGAUUUCAUCAAGAGGUUCCCCAAUUGCAACGAGUUCAUUGUUCGUGUCAUAGUCGAACAUGAUUUAGUACCAUAUUAUGAAACUAAACUAAAUUUCACAGAGUUUCGUCGUACUCAUGUCUCUUGUGAUAAAUUAGAAGAAUCAGGAUUUUUCAGCUCUUUUAAGACUAAUCAAGAUUUCCAUAUUGCUGACAUGAGACAGCAACUCUUAUUGGCUCCUCCUCGUAGCCAGUGA
Molecule: messenger RNA, 687 nt
Organism: Maudiozyma barnettii
Lineage: Eukaryota; Fungi; Ascomycota; Saccharomycetes; Saccharomycetales; Saccharomycetaceae
Exons: 1
Coding region: 1-687 (228 amino acids)
Source: RefSeq, a predicted model, not a curated record